UCUAGUAGAGUCUUGCGGAUCGGUAUGAAGACGUCCAUACCUAUCUUCGAGAGGCUAUAGGACAUUUAGGAAAUAUUUUGUUCUUUUAUUCAUUAUCGUGCACACUUGACCUUGUAGAAAUUCUAAUCUUGAUAUCUCAUUCUCUCUCAGAUGGCGAGGAAUCAUACAUCGGCAAGUGGUGGUCAGGAUCCUAUUCUUGCGCCUGCUUCUGGGAACACUGUCCGAGGUAGAGGUAGGAGACGAGCUCGAGGUCGGGGUAGGGGCCGUGUUGCAGCACCUGUGGAUGUUCAAGUACCAGUAGCUACCCAGGGUCGUGAUAGGACCGUACCUCCUGAUGCAGAGGUUAUUCAUGGGGAUGUGCAAGAUCGUGUCGAGGGGGAUGGGCCAGCUCAGGCUCCAACCAGUACUAUUGUCCCCCCAGUGCUUCAAGAUACCCUGGCUCGUAUGUUGGGAAUGCUAGAGGGGAUGGCCCAGGCAGGAGCUUUGCCUGUCACUUCUGAUGGCUCACAGACUCGUGUUGGAGGUCAAACUCCAGAUCCGAUAGUUGCUCCAGAUUCUCAGACUCCCAGGACUCAGCCAGCUGCCGCUGUAGCUCCUCGUUUGGAUAGUAUGGAGUUUCCAGAUAUGACAUCACAUUUGGUGAACAGGCCUUCUAUGACUAUUGAUGAGCAAAAGAUGUUUGGGAGG
Solanum pennellii is the source of this 687-nucleotide messenger RNA. RefSeq lists its product as uncharacterized. The annotation marks the transcript as partial. The record is from RefSeq and is a predicted model, not a curated record. The transcript has a single exon. Lineage: Eukaryota; Viridiplantae; Streptophyta; Magnoliopsida; Solanales; Solanaceae.